ACAGAAAUUCAGAGGAACUGGAGAAAAAUAUCCGUGGCUGAGGAUGACUAGUAAAACAAACCGCACAAUGAAUGCAUGAACAGUCGGGUCUAACAGGAAAGAUUGUGUCCAGAGUUUUUAUUUUAGUCUGAAACGUUUUAACUAACUGGAUCUGAAUAUAGUAAGACUAGAGAAGGAGCUGUAACUACGUGUGGGCGAGUUUGUUGUUGCUGUUAGCAUGUCUCUGCUCUUUCAUUUGUUGUGGUGUUCUCUGGCAAGGUUGGGAUUGGAAAGUGUGUCUACUGGUCUAGUGAGUGACAGCAUCAGUCUUGGAGAAUUUGAAUUGAAGCUAGGCAGUAGUUUUUUGACUCCUAACAUUUCUUAUGCUUAAUGCAAUAUGCUGUGUGCAUGUGUUUAUGAAUAACCACUUCUCAAUAUUGUGAUUUUUCUACACUAAUGAAAUGGCCCUUUUGCUUGGAAAGGGAAUUGGGUCAAUUGACUAAAAUUUCUUCAGUAAUGUUUUAAGAGGACUGUCACAUUUGCAAAAAAAUGUGCUUAGGAAUGGAUUUUAACAAAUUUAAAGUUUAUAGAGGGUGGGGAAGAAAGUUGAGACAACUUGACAAUUUUCAUUGAGAUUUCCCUUUUAUAGUUUAUGACUUUCCAAAUCUCACAGUUUACAUAGGGCCACCUGUUUCCAGAGCUUGUUUGUUAUGCUAACGUAUGUGUGUGUAUUUGGGUCCCAGGGACAGGUAGUAAUGUGGUGAUGUGCUGUAAUUCAUUCAUUCCUUGAGUUGAGACUGCCUCUAGGGAGCACUGAGAGUAUGCGAGGCACUGUACCAGUGAGACAGUGACUCAGUCUAGGCUGAGCUCUUGUGGUGCUUCUCCGUGGUCUGACCUCGGUUUCACAGCGUGCGCCAGUCACAGAGGAGCUCAACUUGAGAUCCUGAAGAGCCUCCUGUGUUUCAGUGAGUAUUGUGACAGCAGCAGGAGUAGUGCAUUGAAAUCAGCUCCCGCAACGGUACUCGGCGAGCUCAAACAGGACGGUAAAAUCCACAUAAUAGUCAUCUCUGAAAGCCUGCUGUCUUCAGACGUCGUUCCUCUUUUGAAGUGGGCCAUGAGGGCAGAAUGUCUGACGCUGGUUGCCUUAUUGGCGCUGGAGUAUGUGUGUCGGGGUGAAGCCAUGUCCACCUGUAAGUCACUGGACUUGGAGCUGGUGAAGAGGAAACGUAUUGAGGCCAUCCGUGGACAGAUACUGAGCAAGCUGCGGCUGCCCAAGGAGCCAGAGAUUGACCAGGAGGGAGACUCUGAGGAGGUCCCAACCUCCCUGAUGUCCAUCUACAACAUCACAGUGGAGCUGAGUGAGGAGCAGGUGAAAACGUACAUACCGCCCACUCAGGAUGCAGAAGAGGAGGCAUACUUUGCAAAGGAGGUCCACAAGUUCAACAUGAAACAAAGUGAGAACACCAGUAAGUACCAAAUGCUCUUCAACAUGUCUGAGAUGCGGUCUGUAUUGGGGACAGAUCGACUGCUCUCUCAAGCUGAGCUCCGUCUCCUCAUCAAAAAUCGUGGCCUGCACGACAGCAGUGAGCAGAGGCUGGAACUCUACAGAGGCACUGGAGAUAAGGCACGUUACAUGAAGUCCCAUUUUGUCUCAAAGGAAUGGGCCAAUCACUGGGUCUCCUUUGAUGUUACAAAGACUCUGAGGGAGUGGCUGCAAGGGGCUGGAGAGGAGCAAGGAUUCCAAUUGAAGUUGCCUUGUGAAUGUGGGAAAGCAAUGGAAGAAUUCCUCUUUGAAAUAUCAGGGAUGAACAAGCCAAGGGGAGAUAAAGAAACUCUCUUAAUGAACAUGCCAAAGCCUCACAUUUUACUGAUGUCACUUCCUGUGGAACGCCACAGCCAGCUUAGCUCUCGGAAGAAACGACAAAGCACUACUGAAGAGAUCUGCUCAGACAAAUCGGAGAGUUGCUGUGUGCGAAAGCUUUACAUUGACUUCCGUAAGGACCUGGGCUGGAAAUGGAUCCAUGAACCCACUGGCUACUUUGCUAACUACUGCAUGGGCCCAUGCACCUAUAUAUGGAACACAGAGAACAAGUACGCCCAGGUACUGGCUCUGUAUAAGCACCACAAUCCUGGAGCCUCUGCCCAACCUUGCUGUGUUCCACAGGUCUUGGAGCCCCUACCCAUUCUCUACUAUGUGGGUAGACAACACAAGGUGGAGCAGUUGUCCAAUAUGAUUGUUAAGUCCUGCAAGUGUAGCUAGAAUUACAUAUAUAUCCAUUUCCUUAUUCAUCGUAUUUCCUUGUACUCAUGGAGUUCUAGCGAAAAUCUGGAUGUAGUCCAGACAUCAUUUCCGAAUGUUAAUAAUAUUAUUUGACAUAUUUCCCAGCCGAGGAUUUCCCUAUUCAAUGAUUAGUGGAUGUUUUUUAUUUACAUUUUUUAAAUAUAUAUAUAUAUAUAUAUUGUCCUGGGUGUGUCAAUAGACUUGUCUUAUUGUCAUUGUGUUUCAGUAUUUACAGUGUAUUCACAAAGUAUUCAGACCCCUUCUCUUUUUCCACAUGUUGUUACGUUACAGCCUUAUUCUGAAAUGGAUUAAAUAAAAUAAAAAUCCUCAUCAAUCUACACCUGUAAAAAAGGUUGUCCCCCUCCCCUCUCUACCUAACUUCCCCUUCACAGUCCCUUCAGUUUUCCUUAAGUCCCGUUAGUUUGGCUGCUCAGCCUACCUAAGUUGUCCCUCACCCAUCAUAGCCCUGCCAUUCCCAAACAAACAGAGUGCUUGGAAAGGGGCAUCUGGACACUGCACCCACCCACUCAGGUCAGAGCAUUAUUGCUUGCUGUCUGAAUGGAGAAGACUCAUGUGUCUGAGGACUUUUUAUUGUCGACAGUAACAUGAAAGUCUGACUGUUGUGUGUGCGCGUCGAAAAUAACCACAACAAUAAGAAUCCAAAUAAUUUGGAUUACCAAAAUCAUAUAAACAUAGUCAAUGGAAACAUCUCUGUGUGUGUGUGUGUGUGUGUGUGUGUGUGUGUGUGUGUGUGUGUGUGUGUGUGUGUGUGUGUGUGUGUGUGUGUGUGUGUGUGUGUGU
Molecule: messenger RNA, 3061 nt
Organism: Oncorhynchus masou masou (cherry salmon)
Lineage: Eukaryota; Metazoa; Chordata; Actinopteri; Salmoniformes; Salmonidae
Product: transforming growth factor beta-1 proprotein-like
Exons: 7
Coding region: 1094-2239 (381 amino acids)
Biological process (GO): regulation of cell population proliferation; transforming growth factor beta receptor signaling pathway
Cellular component (GO): extracellular region
Molecular function (GO): growth factor activity; cytokine activity; transforming growth factor beta receptor binding
Source: RefSeq, a predicted model, not a curated record